This is a messenger RNA of Diaporthe citri, 522 nucleotides long. RefSeq lists its product as uncharacterized. The transcript has 2 exons. The record is from RefSeq and is a predicted model, not a curated record. NCBI's taxonomy places the organism in Eukaryota, Fungi, Ascomycota, Sordariomycetes, Diaporthales, Diaporthaceae. Bases 1 to 522 code for a protein of 173 amino acids.
AUGGCACUAUCACAACGACUCCAAAGAAGCGGCCGCCGCUCCAUCACAGCCAAGGCCUCCUUCAGCGACGACGAGGACGCCAUCACCCCCUGCUCGUCCCCGCCGCCCGAGCCCCAGCAGCAGCCCCUGGUGAUGGACUCAUGCACCAAGUCGAAGAGCCAGCGCCACUCCAUCAUCUCGACUGUCCCAUCGCCGCGCAAGACGUCAUCGUCCACGCGCACCUGGCACCUGGACCCGACCGCGGGCGAGGACCUGGACGACGCCGGGCUGUGGAGGCGCAUGCUCGACAUCCAGCGCGAGUUCCACUGCUACAACAGCGCGCGCAUGGCCGCUGCGCUGUUGGAGUUGGAGAUGGGGGUUGAUGUUGGCAGAUAUGCCCCAUCGCGCAGCUGUCUUGACCUCCUGAACGACAGCGUGUCUGACCUGCCCGAAGAGGACAAGGAGAGGCUCGUCGAGUGGCUGCACGAGAACUCGACGAAGCGGAAGAGGAGCGCCAAGUGGAAGCGCGCCUCGGUCUUCUGA